Naegleria gruberi is the source of this 1245-nucleotide messenger RNA. RefSeq lists its product as uncharacterized. The transcript has 3 exons. Gene Ontology annotation, molecular function: protein binding. The coding region runs from base 1 to 1245 and encodes 414 amino acids. The record is from RefSeq and is a predicted model, not a curated record. Lineage: Eukaryota; Heterolobosea; Eutetramitea; Acrasida; Naegleriidae.
AUGUCGAGAUAUAACGAUCCUAAUUAUUAUCCAACUUCAACAACAACUUCAUCAUGGAAUUUAUUUAAACAAACAUUUAUGAAUGGAAAACCAAAGAAGAAAAAGGUAACUUCUGGCACUGCUACAAAACCAUCAACCUCAUCGAGUACAAGUUCUUCUGGUUUGAAUAAUCCUGGUGUUCGUGCCUCUCUUCCAAAUCCACAUAAUUCGAAUAGAUAUUCAGAUGAUUCAUCUUCAACUGGAGAAAGUCCAACAGUACCUACAGCGUUAGAGAGUAGUCAUUCAACACCAACUUUACCUUUCCAAAGAAAUCAUUCAAUGACAGAUUUUGCAUUGGAAAAUCAAGAGAAAUAUGAAGGUUAUGAAGAUUCUGAACCUGUUUUUGCUACAGAAGAGGAAACUCCAUUGUCUUCAUCUAGUAAUUCAUCAUCAUCGGCUUUGGCAGGUAGUGAAUCUCCCCAAUCAUUAUCCUAUCAACAAAGACCAUUACCUCCAAUUCCUUCAAAUCCAUCAUUGAGCAAUUUGGAUGAAUGUAGUACUCCAACAACACCUGGAUUGGAUGCUCUUGUUGAUGCUGUAGUUGAUGUUGUAGAAACUGCAGAGGAUGAAACCGAAACUGAACCUUUCGAAGACGUUUCUGAUAUGACUCAAAUCAAACCUUCAAUGUUAUAUCACUAUGUCUUGAGAAAGUUUGUUAAAAAUAUUGAUGGUUAUGAUGACCACACUUGUUCUGACAUGUUUGACGAGUUCAUUACUCAAUAUCUUGAAAUGUGUGCCAAACUGAAGGAGGAAGGUAAUGAGGAAAUGAAAGAAUUCUUCUCUUGGACAGAUAAAGAAGUACGUAAAUUAAGAGAUAAGGAGAAACCAAGAUCAUUCCUUCUCCAUCAAUGUGCAAAAUAUAACAGAUCAUCAUUAAUCUUUUUACUCGUCUCAAAAUACAAGUGUAACAUAAUGGCUCCAGAUGAAUCUGAAUCGACACCGCUCCACUAUGCUUGUAAUCAUAGAGGUUACGAUGCUAUUUCAAUUCUUUGUCAACUCAAAUCAAAGAUUAACAUUAGAGAUAAGUUUGGAAAGAGUCCUUUGCAAUUGCUUUUCAAUAAGGCAUUUAUUGAUGAGGAAAUUGGAGAUUUGCAAAGUGCUCAACAUGGAGCAAGUGAAAAGAUAAAGGAUAAAACCUCACAAACUCCAAAACAAUUGGCAACUGAAAACGACCUAACCGUAAGCUUUGUAAAGAGGAAGAAGUAA